Messenger RNA from Myxocyprinus asiaticus (Chinese sucker), 804 nucleotides. Its product is annotated as mitochondrial folate transporter/carrier-like. Gene Ontology annotation, cellular component: mitochondrion. Gene Ontology annotation, biological process: nucleotide transport; folate import into mitochondrion. The record is from RefSeq and is a predicted model, not a curated record. Gene Ontology annotation, molecular function: FAD transmembrane transporter activity; folic acid transmembrane transporter activity. The transcript is spliced from 7 exons. Bases 1 to 804 code for a protein of 267 amino acids. Lineage: Eukaryota; Metazoa; Chordata; Actinopteri; Cypriniformes; Catostomidae.
AUGCUACACAACAUGUGCAGUACUACACAACUCGUGGUGUGGGCGAGAGUGCUCUUAGGUGUCAGAGAAAGAGGAGAUGAGGAUGAGGAGACAGUAUACUUGAGUGAUGGACUAGAAGUGAGGCCUAAAUACAGUGGAAUACUGCAGUACAUGAGAAGUGUUUGGCAACAAGAGGGUCUCCACGGGCUUUACCAAGGUGUCACCCCGAAUAUCUGGGGUGCUGGAGCCUCAUGGGGACUGGAUUUCUUUUUUUACAAUGCAAUCAAAGCAUACAGGAAAGAGGGGAGACAGAGAGAGCUGAGCUCCACUGAGCAUCUACUGUCAGCUGCUGCAGCAGGUGCCAUGGUGUUUUGCCUUACCAACCAAAUCUGGGUGACCAAAACUCGCCUUGUUCUGCAGUACAGCGCAGAGCCAACCAAGAAGCAGUACAAGGGAAUGAUGGAUGCUGUCAUGAAAAUCUACCACCAUGAAGGGAUCGCAGGUCUCUAUCGGGGGUUUGUCCCGGGUUUGUUUGGAACCUCCCGUGGUGCACUGCAAUUCAUGGCGUAUGAAGAGCUGAAGAGAGAUUAUAAUAAAUACAGAAACAUGCAAUCAGACGCUAAACUGAGCCCAUUGGAAUAUAUUACCAUGGCAGCUUUGUCCAAAAUAUUUGCAGUGGCAACGACAUACCCAUAUCAGGUGAUCCGAGCCCACCUGCAAGAUCAGCAAAAUAAGUAUGACGGAGUUGCAGAUGUCGUCCGGAGAACAUGGAGAAACGAGGGUCUGUCUGGGUUCUAUAAAGGCAUGGUACCCAAUCUGAUCUGA